GCAAAGGUACGCGGUGUGAGCUUUGCUCUAGAAACAGAUAUCCCUGUCAGAGGAGCCAGCCCUUGCCAGCUUUGCUUCCUCGCUGCCCAUAUCCACUCUCUUUUAAAAGCGUUUCAGUUGCAGGACAUUGAGAAAAGAAAGCAAGCUACCUAAAAACAUUCAACAACAUGAAGCCAGUUAUUGUUGUUCACGGUGGAGCUGGUCGCACCUUUAAAGAACGGGAAGAUGGAAGUCGUUCUGGUGUCAUCAGAGCAGCCUUGAAAGGUUACAGUAUCCUUAAACAAGGAGGAACUGCAUUAGAUGCAGUUGAAGAAGCUGUUGUAUUAAUGGAAGAUGAUCCACAUUUUAAUGCAGGUUGUGGCUCUGUGUUAAAUGAGAAGGGUGAAAUAGAAAUGGAUGCCAUUAUCAUGGAUGGGAAAAAUCUAGCCUCAGGAGCAGUAUCAGCUGUAAAAUGUAUUUCUAACCCAAUAAAGCUUGCUCGUCUUGUCAUGGAAAAGACGGACCAUAUGUUGCUGACUGACCAAGGGGCCUCUGCCUUUGCUAGGGCCAUGGGAAUUCCUGAGGUUCCUGGAGAAAAAUUAAUCACUGAAAGGUCACUGGAGAGGUGGAAGAAAAACCUUGAGGCUGACUGGAACCCUCAAGAAUGUCAAAAAGACCUUGGAACAGUUGGAGCCAUUGCUAUCGACAGUGCAGGAAAUGUAGCUUGUGCAACAUCAACAGGAGGACUUACUAACAAACGGUUUGGCCGGGUUGGUGAUACAGCAUGCAUAGGAAGUGGUGGUUAUGCAGAUAAUAGUACUGGUGCCGUCUCCACCACUGGCCAUGGAGAAAGCAUUAUGAAAGUGAUCCUGGCAAGACUUACUCUUUACCAUAUGGAGCAAGGGAAGUCACCAGGGGAUGCGGCUGAUGCUGCCCUAAAUUAUAUGAAAAACAGAGUUGGAGGCCUGGGUGGCAUCAUUGUGAUUAGCAGUUCAGGGGACUGGGCUGUUAAGUUCUCUACCAACCAGAUGUCCUGGGCUGUUGUCAAGGAUGACCAGCUACAGUCUGGCAUUUAUACUGGGGAGAGGAAGACACAGUCUGUUGAAGAAGCCCUUAGCUCCAUUGGAUCCUAGAAACAAGGAAGCAAACAGAGGUUGUGCCAUAGGAGGAAGAUCAUGGAACUGAAUCUGUAUCCCUCUGAGAAUGAGGCAACCAUUUUUUCCAAGGUCACUGUCCUGUGAGCAGAUGGUACUCUAUCAGAGUUUUGAUUCUAGACUGUAUAUGUUCAAGUUCCUAUCUGUAUUUGAUUGAUAAAAUAACUGUGACUCCAUAUGUAUUUUCAUUCCACUGGAUAAAAGGUUCUCCAGAAACUUAGAUUGAAUGCAAUUUCAUCAGCUUCAUGUAUUUGCAUGGUAUCAAAAGAUAAUGUGCUGAAGAGAUGCUCAUCAUUCAGAACAUUAAAAUGAAUAUAAGUGGGGGGACUAUAUAUACUUUAAUAUCUGUAUGUGAUUAUCUCAUGUUUACAUAUAAAUUAAGAAAUUAUACAUUAAAAUUUGAAAUAUAAUGGGAAAAGCAACUUAAUACUUAUAAGAGAUGAGCAACUGGUAAAUCAAUUAUUGGGCUGUAAUCUUAUACCCACAGCUGGGAGUACGUUUUCUUAAACCCAAAGAGGAUGGCGGGUGUCAAGUUGACAUUGCACUGUUAAUUACUUGCUUGAAUAACUUUAAGGGUUUCUUUAUGAAGUUACAAUAGUAUUUAUGCUAAAUCCUUUUUAAAAUAAUACUAAAAAAAAAUAAGUGAAAUGUAUUUUCUCAGUAUAGUACUUUCAAGAAAGUUAUUUCAUUUUUAGGAAACACAUUUGUAUGUCCUUUUCCUUUUAUUCUUUUAUAAUUCAAUGUUAAGGCAUACUUAAAUAUUACUUUGGUUCUAUAACAGCUUUUCCAGUUGAGAAAUAAGCAGUAAUAUGUGAUGUACAACAUUGUCCUUCUGAAAAUAAUCUCAAUAAAAUGUAUACAGUAAAUUCA
Molecule: messenger RNA, 2003 nt
Organism: Candoia aspera
Lineage: Eukaryota; Metazoa; Chordata; Lepidosauria; Squamata; Candoiidae
Gene: ASRGL1
Product: asparaginase and isoaspartyl peptidase 1
Exons: 7
Coding region: 168-1112 (314 amino acids)
Cellular component (GO): cytoplasm
Molecular function (GO): beta-aspartyl-peptidase activity; asparaginase activity
Source: RefSeq, a predicted model, not a curated record